UUCGCAAAUGGUACAGUUGUAGCCACAACUCGCGUCGCCGCGUGUACUCGUAGCUCGAUCACAAACUUCCUAUAAAGAGAUGUAGAUCGCGAAUGAUAUCAGUAACCGGUGUUACAUCAACGAGAUAUCACUAACGCAAUUAAACAUGAGAGAAUUCUCCUCCCUGCUGGUCUGCUGGCUGCUGGCGCACGCCGCAGCCGAGCCGGACAAUGGCUUCGGCUCGUUCUUCUCCAAGGGCUUCAAGUCGGUCGCGCAGCCCGUCGGCUCGUUCGUAGCCGCUGCAGGAAAUAACACUGUCGGUGCAGCGAAGUCAUUUGGCGACGGACUGGAGACGGUCGGCCGACCCAUCGGCGAAAGAGUUAGCUCAGCGGGAGAAGCGGGCAAGGUGGCAGCGGAGACAGUGGGGCAGGGUCUGCAGAAAGAGAUCCAAACUAUCAAACACCCCAUCGACACCACCAUCUUCUACGGCAUCUCCUCGCAAUGUAAAAAUGUGCAAAAAAUAUUGGGCGUUUCCUACGAACAAAUAAGCGAUAAGGAACCGGACUUCGAAGAUCUCAAGUUGGUUUUCAAAACGGAGCUAUUCACGACGACGAUGAGCAUCGGCAACGCCGCGGCCGCGCUGCGCGUCGCGCGCUCCUACGACGAGGACUCGCACCUCGUGGUGUUCUGCCACGGGUUCACCGACGACCCCUCCCAGACCAGCUUCACCAGCGUCAGCCAGGCCUACUUCGAUGGCGGUCAGAUGAGUAUGAUCGCGCUGGACGCCAGCCCCUACAUCAGCUGGUUCUACCUGCGCUCCACCACGCUGGUGCGCUUCAUCGGGGAACGGUUGGGGGCGCUGCUGCACGCGCUGGUCAAGGAGGGUCAGAGUCCGUCUAAAAUCCACAUAGUGGGGCACAGCUUGGGCGCGCACAUCGCCGGCUACACGGGCAAGCACUUCACGGAGCUGAGCGGCAGCAAGCUGGGCCGCAUCACGGGCUUGGACCCCGCCGGGCCCUGCUUCAGCCGCCUGCAGCCCGCGCUGCGGCUCAACCGCACGGACGCGGACUACGUGGACAUCGUGCACACCGACGCCGGGGCGUACGGCAUCUCAGAGCAAGUCGGCCACAAGGACUACUACCCCAACCGCGGCACCCGGCAGCCCGACUGCCUGCUGCAGACGUGCUCGCACUCGCGCGCCUGGGAGCUGUACAGCGAGUCCGUGCUGCGCCCGCGCGCCUUCCCCGCCGUGCGCUGCAAGGACUGGGACGCCUUCGCCAACGGAGACUGCGACUUCGAUAACAUCAGUUACAUGGGCUACGCGUCCGAGCCGGGCCCCGACGACGAGGAAGAAGGCAAGUACUUCCUGCAGACCAACACCACCAACCCGUUCGGGCUGGGCCAGGCGGGCAUCAAGUACAAGAACAUGGACGGCAUCAUACAGAACGCCGCCGACUUCGUGUCGGGAUAACAUAAACAUUAAACAACAUGUAUAAUAAUUGUACAAGAUAAUAUAUUUGUACAAACUGUACUGUACCUAUAAGUUUACGACAGGCGUUCCCAAACUUUUAACUAAAUGGAACACCCACUAAGGUCUUUUGUCUUUUAUUGUACGGAACUCUGUGUAAAAAUAUUACAAAUCAAAGCCACUUUAAUUCAAAUAAGAACUUAUACUGGGAAUGUUUUGUGAAACACUUAAGUUGCAUUAAUUAUUAAUUAAGUUCUGUAUUACGUCCAAUAAUUCCAUGUGUAUUGCAUAAUAAUAAUGAUAUAGCAUCAAAUCUUUAGCAACUAUGGUAUCAAACAAUUAUGCGGAACUCUGUAAUCCUCGACAUACGUCGUGAGCCACAUCUUAGAUCUACAGGCUACUUUUUCGGAACCCACAUUGGAAAUCGUUGGAUACUCUGUAGGAUACUCUCAGAUACUGCACUGCACUGAUUGUUACAGGGACUUUCUUGUUUAGCCAACUUAAAAUGACAGUAAUGAUUAGAGUUGAAACAGCUGUACUUAUCUCUUUGCUCAAUACUUAUUCAGACCUUACCUAUAUCAUAGUACAAACAUACAUCCAAUUGAUAUUACGUAGUUUUUAAAGUUGGACAAUGACUACUUGUCAAUAACAAAACAUUAAUUAUGAAAAUAAACGACCCACCAACUGUUGAAAAUACCACCCCCUUAAUUCAAUAGAGGUUUUUUGUAUUAAUUAUUAAUUUAUUUUAAAUAAAUUUCAUGAUAUAUUUUAUACUUCAAUCAAUAACAGUUAUCAUCUGUUUAAUUUAUUUUAAAAAAAAUGAUAUUUAUUCGGCGCUUAUACAUAUAUUAUGUUGAUAUUUUUAUAAUUAUUGUUUCCGUAAGUUGUUUAAUCAUGUACUUACUCGUUUUUUGUAGUACAUACACGCAUUUAUUAAUAUUUAAAAAAUACAUAUAAAAUUAUUUUUAUUAGUGUGUUAUAUAGUUGUCGUGUCUCGUAGUUUGUUAAAUAAAGAAUAAAAGACAUACUUUAAAACAAAGCAUUUUUAUUUGUAAUAUCUGUGACGUCAUAACUUCGUUAAAUAUCAAAUAAUACGGAGCUGGGACUCUUAGAAAAAUAAACAUCUUUAAUAAAUAUAAAACAUGAGGUUCUUGCGUAUAUCAGAGCAAUCAUUUAUAAUUUCCAACAAAUGACUAUUCUUUGCAGGUAUACAGACUGAAAAAAAUAACGACUUUCAUCGACAAAAAUGUUCGUAAAAAAUAUCAAUAUCGAAUAAUGUAAAUUUUUCCUCUAA
Molecule: messenger RNA, 2741 nt
Organism: Bicyclus anynana (squinting bush brown)
Lineage: Eukaryota; Metazoa; Arthropoda; Insecta; Lepidoptera; Nymphalidae
Product: inactive pancreatic lipase-related protein 1
Exons: 10
Coding region: 146-1450 (434 amino acids)
Biological process (GO): lipid metabolic process
Molecular function (GO): lipase activity
Source: RefSeq, a predicted model, not a curated record